Messenger RNA from Mytilus californianus (California mussel), 10874 nucleotides. RefSeq names its product protein phosphatase 1 regulatory subunit 12A-like. Gene Ontology annotation, molecular function: protein kinase binding; enzyme inhibitor activity; phosphatase regulator activity. Lineage: Eukaryota; Metazoa; Mollusca; Bivalvia; Mytilida; Mytilidae. Gene Ontology annotation, biological process: signal transduction. The record is from RefSeq and is a predicted model, not a curated record. The transcript is spliced from 27 exons. Gene Ontology annotation, cellular component: cytoplasm. The coding region runs from base 19 to 3174 and encodes 1051 amino acids.
UAUUGUGUUGCAGCUGUCAUGGCGGACGAAUCUCUCAGUGCCCUAAAUAGACGAUUUAAUCAAUUAAAGCGUUGGGAAGAGUCUGAGACAAAUAAAGCUUCACAUUUACCAAAGGAGAAACCUCGAAAAGUUAAAUUUCAAGAUGGAUGUGUGUUCCUAGCUGCUUGUUCAAGCGGUGACCGUGAUGAAGUUUUGCAACUUCUGAAAAAGGGUGCCGACAUAAACACUUCGAAUAUUGAUGGUCUUACAGCCCUACACCAGGCAUGUAUAGACGACAACUUAGAUAUGGUGGAGUUUUUGGUCCAGCAUUCCGCAGAUGUGGAUGUAUGUGACAAUGAAGGGUGGACUCCUUUACAUGCUACAGCUUCAUGUGGAUUUACAGAAAUAGCCAGAUAUUUAAUAAAAGAAGGAGCUAACGUAGCUGCCGUAAAUAAUGAUGGAGAUCUACCAAUUGAUAUUUGUGAGGAUGAAAUUAUGGAACAGAUGCUGCAAGAGGAAAUGUCGAAACUAGAUAUUGAUGCUGAUGCAGCCAGACAAGAGGAAGAGAACCAGAUGUUAGAGGAUGCCAAUAAAUGGCUGAAUAACAAGUCCGUCAAGGAGAAACGGCACCAAAAGACUGGUGCCACUGCUCUCCAUGUGGCAGCUGCUAAAGGCUAUAUGAAAGUCAUAAGUGUUCUCCUUCAAGCAGGAGUUGAUGUGAAUGCUAGGGAUAAUGAUGGGUGGACUCCUCUCCAUGCUGCAGCACAUUGGUGUCAGGAAGAAGUUUGCAAGGCUCUCGUCGAUCAUAUGUGUGAUAUGGAAGUUAAAAAUAAUGCUGGUCAAACAUCAAUUGAUGUAGCAGAUAGUGAUAUAAUUAAAUUAUUAGAGGAACUUAAGGCCAAGCAACAAUCAUUGAAAGACAAAGAAAACGAAGACACUAAUGAGAUUAUACCUCAUAGGAACCAGCAUGGGAAAAGAAGCAGGAGUGAUUCCCAAAGAAGUUCUGUAACCCGAAUGAGUGUAGAUCAAAAACAGAAUGUUAUUUUGAAGAACGUUGAGCAGGAGAGGACCACACUGGAGGCUAAUCUGAGUGGAAUUAAAAGUUCUUCUAGCUCUGCAAGUGAGGGAGAGAGUUCGGAAUCUGACACAGAAAAACAGAAUGAAUUGAACAAGCAGUCAACUGAGGCAAAUCAGACAAGAGACAGAGAUAAGCCUCCAAUAACAGCUGUUGUGGAGAUACAGAAACCAGAAAUGGGAAAGAUAGAAGAAAGUAAUGAAAAUGAAACUGUCAAAGAGAAGAAGAAGGAUGAAGAUGUUAUAAAUGAGGCUGACAAGAAAAUUGAUACACCAAGGAUUGAAGAUAUUAGUGAAACUAAAGAAUCUCUGAAGGAAAAAGAAAAUGCUGAGAAGGAGGCAAAAGAAAAACAAGAAACUGAGCAGACAGAGAGAAAACCAGAUGAAAAAUCUGUUCGAAAAGACAAAGAAUUUUCUAGAUCAAAUAGCGUUCCUGCAAAGGAGAAGGAGCCUUUAUCCCGAACAUAUAGUGCUCCAAAUAAAUCAACAACAGAGGUCCCCACCAUAGUUACACCAACCAUAACAGAAUCAAAGAAUGAUACAGAACCACAACCAGACAUCCUGUCCUGGCGAACUGGUUUACGUAAAACAGGAAGUACCAGUAUGGUUAUAGAAAAUAACAAAGAUGAGGGUGACAAAAAUCUCUCUCGUUCUUUAUCUAGCCCUCGUAUUCCUGUAGAAAGAAAUUCAGUUGAAAAUGAUAAAGUUCAAUUACGCAGAACAACAGAUACUCAGGAUCAUAAACCAUUGGACAGGAUCUCUGCAUACAGUCGAAGCAUCAACAAUCCAUAUCGUAGCUCUUAUCAGUCUGCUUAUGUCCCCUACUAUCGCAGGCAGCAGGAGCAAAAUGAACGACGGGAAAAAGAACGAGAAGCCAAAAUCAUGGAAUCCACAACUACACAACCUACAAAUAGUACUGCAACAUCAGUGUCAGCAACGUUAUCAUCUGUAACCACAGCAACGACUACUGUCUCCACUCAUGGCGGCUCAGUCAUGUCUAUCGCUUCAUGUCCCACAUUUGGUACUAACUCAAUGUUCAGAAGAUCAUAUCAAAUACCAAGCAGAGACGAGGAAGCUGAGACUCAAAGAAAGGCUAGGGCAAAGAGAGCUAGGGAGACCAGAAGGUCUACACAGGGCGUCACAUUAGAAGAUAUACAGAAGGCAGAAGAAGUAUUACACUCAUCAGACACAAAACCAAGUGAUACAAAAUCUAGUGAAAAAACAAACAAUGUUUUAAGUGAAAGUAGAACUUCUAAUAUAGAGUCGACAAGUAUAGAACAACCAGAAUCCGUUAGGCGACGUUUCAGAACAGAUGAUGAUACACGAAGUAGUUUUAGAAGAUCUAGAGAUUCCAAAGAUUCCAGUAUUUAUUCUACAGAUACAACUUCAGCAUAUGUACCUCGCAGGGAAAGAAAUGCAUUGUCCACAUCUAUAGAUAAUAAAUCUAGUCUAGGUAGUUCAGAAAUUCGUAGAUCUGCUUCAUUACGAUCGUCACGGUUACAUGCGGAGGACCAAGAUGACACAGAUUCUAAAAAAGAUUCCAAAGGUGAUGAUAAAGAUGAAAAGAAAGAACCCUCUCAUGUACGUGCUCGUCGUAAUAGACGAGAACGUAGAUCAACAGGAAUUGUCACUUACGACCCUAGUAAGGACGAUGAUGAAGAUGAAAAGAAAGAUACAGAAGAAAAAGAUAAGAAUUCAUACUCAGGGAGAUACAACUCAACAUCAGAUGUAGGAACUUCAGAUCGUUACAGUCAUCGGACAGACAGACCCAGUUCAUACAUUGGUUCUACAUCAAGUCUUAACCUAGAUUAUAAAAAGUUGGACUUUUAUAUGCAGCUUUACGAAGAUGAAAAAGCCAAUACAGAAAGAUUAAAGAAAGAAUUAGAACAAGUCAAGAAAGAAUUAAUAGAAUCAAAAGCUGAAUUAGACAGACUUAUGAAACGCAAUGAAGCAAACAGAUUAGCAGAUACAAAUGAUAAACGGGAAAAAAGAGCUUUAGAAAGAAAAUUAUCAGAAUUAGAAGAAGAAUUAAAGCAAAUGGACAAAACAAAAGCUGAAAAUAAGAAACUUAAGGAGGAAAAUAGGGCAUUAACAAGGGUGAUAUCCAAACUGUCGAAAUAGAAAAUGGAAGUAUUAAAAGAAGACAAUCGUCGAUUAAAGGAAGAAAAUGGUGCAUUAAUUCGUGUGAUAAGUAAACUGUCUAAGUAGGGUUAAAGGUCAAAGUACUCAGCAGAUGGCGGAUUAGAAGUCUAGGUCAUUUAAGAGUUUUUCGCAAUACAGAUCUGAAGAUAUAGCUGUAUAGUUCUUUUCUCAGUAAAAUUAUAAAUAAGUUCUUCCUGUAAAGUAUCAAAUCAAAGUCAUUUUUUUCAAUUUCAGUAUUGCUGUCGAAUGUUUUGCCUAAUCAUUUCACAUUUUUAACUUCACUGCCCUUUAGCUUUCCUCUUUCACUGCAAAUAAAGCUUGUGUAAACAAUGUUUAGCUUUCACUAAUUCACAAUUUUAAAAAAAAGAUUGUGAUAGUCAAUUUGAUUAGAAAGAUUGUUAUUGAAAUAUAAAUGCAAUGAUUAUUAAUUUUAUAAAAAGUUUUUUUUUUCGAUAAAUGACAUCAGAAAAUAAUAACAGGAGUCAGGAUAAAAAGAAAUUUGUUGGUAAUAAGAGGAGUAUUAAUAAAAGGUUCAGUGUAUAUUGGCUCUACGAUGUAUGUCUUAAAAUUAGGUUGUACUUCAAAUUUUUUUGAAUUUGGUAUAAAUUAAUUCAAAAAAUAUAUUAUAUACAUACUAGUAUAUAGAUGUGUAUUUAUUUUUUUUCAAGUAUAUAAUAAACGGUGUGGAAAAUAUACCACUAACUCCAAAACUCUUUGUAAACUAACCAAACACUUUUGUAGAGUAUAUGUUUAAGCUGCAAUAUUCAAUAUCUGUUUUAUACAUAGUUUUCAUACAGAAAAUUCAUUAAUUUCAAGAAACCUAAAAAUGAAAUCAAGAAAUAUUUCGAUAAUAAAAUAAUCAUGGAAACAUUUAGUACAAUUUUCUUUUCUUGACUUAUUUCGUAAAUGAAACAAUUGUAAUCCUAUUGUUAGAAGACACUGUUUGAGGGUGAUAUUUCCUAUCCCAUGUUAUAACAGAACUUGAUUGUCUAGAUGAGUAUGAUAUAGUGUAGCUUGGUCAUUGUUUGUGCUUAAUAAGCUACUGGAAUUUUAAGGAAUCUGAUUGUAUUGUAUUACCUCCCUUUGUUUGGUGCUACUAUGGAAACAAUCUCUAUAGCAACAGUAUUUGAAUUGUGAUAAUAAAUUUAUCAGUACGAAUGAAUGUGUUGAAAUUGUUUAAGAAAUAUUUUCUUAAAUAUGGUUAAAAUUUUAUUUUAGUGCAAUUAAGACAGUGCUAAGAAUUGUUUUUAUGUUUGUUGAACCUGAAAUGUUUUAUGAGCUAUUAAAAGAACUAUGUCUUAUUUAAAUAAUUAAACCUUCAUACAUUUUACAAGACCAUUACAUUUAUGUGCAGUUGUUGUGUCUACAAUCUUUUUCUAAAUAAUCUUUUUAAUUGUUUUGCGUAUUUAUUUUCAAAUGUUAAUCACAUGACAAUAUGACCUAUUUUUAAAUUCCUAUGGAAAGAAACUAUUAAGACACAUAUAACUUCUGAUAUUAACGGUUUGCUGAUGAAAUAACAAGAUUUUGUUUUAAGGACUGUUCCAUUAAACAACAUACAUUAUACCCAGGGAAGGUACUUACAAAUAAGGGUAACCACCUAUAGAGACCUGUAUAGAUUAAAAAGUAUUAUUCCACUGUAUGUAAAUAAUGAUAGCCAAAUUAACAUUUGAUUGGUUGAGACAAUUCCACGUGACAUUGAAAAAAACUUCAUAUUCCCCUCUGAGUAUCAUAUUCCUCUCUGAAGAUGGGACUACCUUGUGUGACGUUACAUGCGGUUAAUGUACAUAAUGUUAUGGGCGAUAGUAAAGUCAUUAUUGUGUUCAAAUUUUUUCAGAUGUAAAAACAAUCCAGAGAAAAACUUAUCAUGUUUGAAUAAAUAAUUAAAUUUUGAUUUGGUAUUAUUUAUCAAUAUAUGUAAAUUAAUAAUUAAUGUUCAGAAAGUAAAAAUAGUAAAGGCAGUGGAAAAAAAUCAUUCAUUUCCCUUGGCUUAGGGAGAUAUAAAGAUUUCUUCACCCUCGAAAAGUUAUAUUCUUGGGUGAACAAAUCUUUAUAUCUCUCUCAGACAAAGGAAAUAAAUGUAUGAUAUGUCACAACCACCCAUAUUGGCAAAUUCAAGUUGCCUUCCCUGUGUCCCAUGUAUGUUUUUAUAGAACACCAACUGAAUUUUUACAAAAAAUGAUAAAAAAAAAAACUUGCUAUUAAGUUCUAGAUCAUUUCAGAAAGUGUCUAUUUUUGUGAAUGAGUGCUGAUCGUAGUGCUGUGUAUAUAAGGCCAGUUGAGAUUACCAUUGUACAUAUGUAUAUAAUGUAAAUAUUAGAAUUGUCUUAUUUAUUACUGAUGUAGUCAGAUCUCAUGGGAAGAGUUACAAUAAAGCUCAGGCAUGGUUUACUCAGUGUUGAGUUUUCCAUGAUAAAUCCAGUCUUUCAUUCUGUCAGAGAGAGUCAAAUCUUUUACAUGGUGCCAAAUCAAAUGUUGAUUCACAAAUGACAUUUGCAUUAUCCCAUGGAAAUUAACUCCAAAAAUAUUCAGUUUGACAGUAAGCUUUUGUUUUAAUCAUUGAGGAAUUGUUGUUAGAGAAUGAACAUAUUCUGUUGGGAAUAAUUAUUUUUCCAUUCUAGUGGGUGAAGAAUAUUUUGGUUGAAAUUUGUUUGUGCAUGGUUGUAUGUUUGUUAUGAAUGAACAUAUAUUUUUCACCUGCUAGAAAUAUUUUAAAAUAAAAAAAUAUCUUGAUCAAUAAAUUCUUACCUUAUAAUUUGAAGGUAUAAAAAAAAUAUCUAUAAUAAAGUAUUGAAUAUUAUAUGAAAAUUACAAAAUUUAUUAUAAAACAUAAACAAAAAAAAAUGGAAAAAGAUGAAAAUAAGGACAAAAAAUAGAAAAACAAAACAUUUAAAAAAGAUGUUUUGAAUAUGUGAGGCCAAGUUAUAAUGUAAGAAUGAAACUUGAUUAAAUACUGGAACAUCAUCAGAGAGUUGAAGUUAUAUAUAUUACUUCUGAAAACAUAUACCACAUGUAUGUAUACAUUAGUUUCUUUACCAGUUUCAUAUCAUUUUAAGGUUGCUUUGGCGUUGCUUGGUAGAGAACUCUUUAGGUGACAUGCUGGACCUAAAGUUUGUAUACCUGUAACUGGUUCUUGUUGUAGUUUUAAUAUAUAAGGCAACAACAUCAGAUGAUGAUUUCAUUACUGGUUCCCUGUGCUUUUGUGAUAACUUUGUUAUGUUUCCUAUGGGCUUGUGUAACUUCUGGUUACCAGGAGCUACAUAUGACCAAUGUAAACAUCUAGAGUUAUUCCCCUUAGGUGACAUGCUGGAUCUGAGGAAAGCACAGGAAUUCAGAUAUUACCACAAGGCUAAUUAGUUGUAUAUUUUUAUUAAGUAUUUAUGAGGUGAAGUAGGUAACAGAAGGAAGCAAUAUGUAUACAUCAUAUCUCAUUAAUUCUGAUCAGAGAUCUUUUUUGCAAUAUUCAGUUCGGGUUUAAUGUUAUAAAAAAAAGCUAGAUUUCAAAGAUAUGGAUAAGAUUGAAAUGAAAAAAAUAGAUCUCAAAUAUAUGGAAGAAAAUUUAUUUAUGUACAUUCUAAACAGUUCUGCCUUUUUGCUACUGUUCCUUCACUUCAUUCAAUAUAAACAUGAUAAAGAAUUAACAUGAGAGAAUACUAAAUAUUCAAAAAUGUUCCCAUGAAAUUGCAUGUUAGUUAUAAAGAAAUUAAAAGGAAUCAUGACAUGGAAUAGUUUAUUAUAAAUAUUCAUAAAAGAUAUAGGAUGCUUGUGAUUCCCUUAUAUUGUAAUAAAAUGUUUAAUCUAUAAGUCAUAUCAUGAAAAGGGAAUGAACAAGAAGUAUAACUCAUUUUAGAUUUAUCUUUAAAAUGUAGUAGUGCAGGAAUUAGCAAGUUAUGUGUUUAUUUUUAUGCUUUGAGAAAAAUCUGAAAUGUUUUUCUUCUGAUUUCCAGGAGUAACAAAUGAUUAUUAGCAAACAUACAGAGUUAUUCCCCUUAGAUGACAUGUUGGAUUUAAGGAAAGCAUGAUAAAUCAUGAGAACAAAUCAGCAAAAAAUAGUGUGAUAGUUUUUUAAGCAAAAUAUGAGCUUGAAUGCAAUAUAGUGAUUUUGUUCAUGUUGAACAAAUAUAUUAUUGUUGUACAAGCCAAACUUAUUUAUAUGAUAGCUGUUUUUUUCCAUAUUUCACAGCAAAUACAAGUUAACAUCAAAUUUGUCGAAUCAGUAUGUCUAUUACAUGUACAUGUAUAUUGAUAAGAAAUUAUAUUAAUGUCCUUUUUCAGAUUUGUAGCUUUAUUACAAUUAAGUUAUUUGUAAGUUGAUAAUUUACAGUACCAACGCAUUGACCUACAACUUAUUUCACUUUUUAAAGUCAUAAAUAUAUAUGAUAUAUAUAUAUAUAUAAUGAAAUAAAGUUAUUUAUAUUUUACCUAUAUUUGUACACUAAGAAUAGCUCAAAUAUCCAUCCUUUUAUUUUCAAGUCCCUAAGCUUGAGAUCCAUCCAUAGUUAUAGUAAAGGUCAUAUUAACUUACCAUUAAAUACAUUUUCUAGAUUAUGUGCAAUUUUAAACACUUAUGGGAUAAGACAGAAUGUACAAAUGUGUUGUCUCUCAGAAACCAGUAUUCAAGUUACAAUUAUUUGGUCCUACCAUUGAUGUAUGAUUGAUAGUAUUUGUCAAUAACAAUGAAACAUCAUUGACAUCAGCAUUACUGAAAACUAGCUGACAGUUUGAUAUAUUAAAUGAACUACCUAUUAAUUUGAAACAUUUUUUUUCAAAUUAAUUUUUUACAGAUUCUGUAUUUUCUUAAAACAAGUAAUCACUGACAAUUUACAUUAGUAGACCUGACCAUAAGGGUACCACGAAAUUUUAGGUCCUUUUCAUUUAAAAGUUUAAAUAAUAUAAAAAUAAGGAGAUGUGGUAUGAUUGCCAAAGAGACAACUAUCCACUAAAGUUCAAAUGAAGUGGGUGCUAAGCAAUUAUAGGCCUAUAUGAUUCAAGACUUGAAAGGUUUUCUCUUAAAAUCUAAUGAAAAGUCUUGUUUUCAUGUUGAGGCUGCACAUUUUCACACAGAUAUGAUUUGAUGACAUGAUACAAGGGGCCUUUAUGCUUUAUAUGCUAUUAUGGUUAUAUUAGUAGCAUGCUCUUGUUUCUUUAGGUGACAUGCUUGAUCUGAAGCUGGUAUGAAUUAAUAUCUUGCAUCUGGCCUACACAAUUUUAAUCCUGGAAUCUAUGAUGAUUUUUUUUUAUAGAUAGAUAUAAUUGAAUGUUUCCACUCUAUUAAAUAUCUAGUUGGUUACUAAAUCAUUACUAUAGUUAUUUGUAGAAAAAAAAUUAUGUACUACAUACAACCCAAUAUACCUUUUUGAAUUUAUUAACAUUAAUGUUUGUCUUGAAUUUCCUUAAUGAUUUGAAGACUGAAGUUUUUAGGGUAUUUUGAAAGUACCCAGAUGUUCUACGCAAAAUAAAUGUCUUCAAAAUUUUGGAAACACUUUCAUCUUGUAGAGGAGGUGGUAUGAUAAAAGCGAUUAUUUGGCCCCUUAUAUUGCAAAAAUAGUAAACUUAUUCAAGCUUUUCAAAGUUGUUAAUUUUAUUGAUAAAUUUUGUAGCAAAAUAUCUUUCUGGGUCAAGCUGUAGCAAUUAUUAAAUACAAAAUGUCAAAAAUAAGGCUAUUUUGUCAGUUAAUGCUGUUUUUGUAAGAAGUUUGAAGCAGUAAUUCUGAUAUGUAAGACAAAAUUUAAAAAAUAUAAAUACUGACUUAUUUCUUAUGAACAUCUGGUAGAUGUUUGUAAAUUGAUAUAUAAUACUUUUUGAUUUUCCAAUUCUGGGGCCAAAAUUUUGCCUUUUACCUAUUCUUGUCUGAGGAGGAUUUCUACAGGCCUUUGCAAUAUAACGUUAUUUUAGAAAUAAAUAUUUGGCUGCCAUUUUGAGAAUGGUACUGAUUUAGUAAGAAAACAAAGUUAAACGCUACUUGGCUGUUCACCCACUUUGUCUAUUAUCGAUCUUGAGAUGUGUUUUUUGUACUCAACAUCUUUCUUUUUAUUACAUUUUUGUUGAGCCUUCGACUUUUGUCGAAAAAGCGAGACAUAGCGAUCCUACAUUCCGUCAGCGUCGUCGUCGUCGGCGACGUCCACAAAUAUUCACUCUGUGGUUAAAGUUUUUGAAAUUUUAAUAACUUUCUUAAACUAUCCUGGAUUUCUACCAAACUUGGACAGAAGCUUGUUUAUGAUCAUAAGAUAAUAUUCAAAAGUAAAUUUUGUUAAAAAAAAAUUCCAUUUUUUCCGUAUUUUACUUAUAAAUGGACUUAGUUUUUCUGCCAGGAAACAUUACAUUCACUCUGUGGUUAAAGUUUUUGAAAUUUUAAUAACUUUCUUAAACUAUCCUGGAUUUCUACCAAACUUAGAAAGAAGCUUGUUUAUGAUCAUAAGAUAGUAUCCAGAAGUAAAUUUUGUAAAAAAAAAAUUCCAUUUUUUCCGUAUUUUACUUAUAAAUGGACUUAGUUUUUCUGCCAGUUAACAUAACAUUCACUCUGUGGUUAAAGUUUUUAAAAUUUUAACAACUUUCUUAAACUAUCCUGGAUUUGUACCAAACUUGGACAGAAGCUUGUUUAUGACUAAAAGCUAGUAUCCAGAAGUAAAUUUUGUAAAAAAAAAAUUCCAUUUUUUCCGUAUUUUACUUAUAAAUGGACUUAGUUUUUCUGCCAGUUAACAUUACAUUCACUCUGUGGUUAAAGUUUUUAAAAUUUUAACAACUUUCUUAAACUAUCCUGGAUUUGUACCAAACUUAGACAGAAGCUUGUUUAUGAUUAAAAGCUAGUAUCUAGAAGGAAAUUUUGUUCCAUUUUUUCCGUAUUUUACUUAUAAAUGGACUUAGUUUUUCUUCCAGUUAACAUUACAUACAGUCUGCAGUUUAAGUUUUUAAAACAUUUAUUAGAUUCAUAAACUAUCCUGGAUUUUUACCAAACUUGGACAGAAGCUACUUACAAUCAAAAGAUAGUAUAGAGAGGAAUAUUUUUAUUAAUUUUUUUCCUCAUUUUGCUGAGCCUGUGAUUAACAGCAAAAAGUAGGCGAGACACUGGGUUCCGCGGAACCCUUACGAAUUUUUUUUUAAAUUUUGGGAUUGACAGAUACUCUCUAAAAGCAAUACUUCAAAAUGAUAUACCGGUAUAGAUGCAUUAUUCACGUCAAAAUCAUAUUGACAUUGUAAUUCCUAGUCCCAACCAAUGGUUUAUAGAUUAACCCACAUCCCUGUCCCAGCUGUCAAAAAUAUUUCAAGAAUAGAAACAUUAACUUAACAUUAUAAUAAUGUUGUAAGUAUUAUUUAUAUUGAUACUCAAAUUAAUAUAUAUAAAAAUGAAAGUUUAUAGAGAAUAUAUUUGUCCUGGUACAGAAUACGAUCACUUGUCAACUUUUUACAUUUGUUUUGUAUCUCUGCUUGCAAUUUUAACUUGGCAGCACAGUUUUAACCUGCCUUCUUCCACUGAUUGGAAAGUUAUCUUGCCUUUAUUUAGAUAUGCUGUUGCUAUAGAGACAAACCAUGAUUACAAAAGGGAGGUAAUUUAGAUUUGUACAUGUUAUCAAUUAUGUUAAUGCUAGGCCAUAACUGGCAUGUUGUGAAUUAUGUUAUAAAUGUAAACAAAUGUAAAUUAAUUUAGCUCUAAACACUUAAUAAAUUGUUUAUAAAGGUCAAAA